Cottoperca gobio is the source of this 4641-nucleotide messenger RNA. Its product is annotated as caveolae-associated protein 1-like. NCBI's taxonomy places the organism in Eukaryota, Metazoa, Chordata, Actinopteri, Perciformes, Bovichtidae. The transcript is spliced from 2 exons. Gene Ontology annotation, molecular function: rRNA primary transcript binding. The record is from RefSeq and is a predicted model, not a curated record. Gene Ontology annotation, cellular component: cytoplasm; caveola. Bases 301 to 1713 code for a protein of 470 amino acids. Gene Ontology annotation, biological process: termination of RNA polymerase I transcription; transcription initiation at RNA polymerase I promoter.
CUGGAGGGUUUCUCUGCCUGGUGUGGCAUUCACAUCCUAACCCUCAUGUGGUAACAUCGCCUGCACACUGGACUGAUUCCAGGGAUUUGAAGUAGACAGGAUAGACAGACAGAGAGACAGAGUGCAUAUAUGCUGGAAAGAGAUAAGUUAGCUUCGAAGUAGGAGGGGAAAAGAACAGAGGUCCAGAGAAGAGAAGAAAGGGAGAAGCAGGUGAGAAAGUAAACGCUUGAAAACAGUAUCUAGAAGAACCAGUGGUGAAGAAAGGUUGAUUAGCAGACUGUAUACUACAAAUCCAUUUUCAUGGCGGCCAUGGAAGCACUGGAAUCCACAAGUGCCCUUCUGGAGUCUCAUACCCUAACUGAGAUCUCAGACGAUGAGGUCAACCUCCCACCCUCCGAUGACGAAGACGAUGCCCUUGCCGCAGCCAAGAAAGAGCUGUCCACCAUGGGUACGGAGGGGGACGCUGCCGAAGACAAAGAUGAGGCAGGGAAGCUGGACACCCAGGUCAACGGGGUCAUGGUGCUGACUUUGCUUGACAAGAUCAUCGGGGCGGUGGACCAGAUCCAGCAGACCCAGAGUGGGCUAGAGGCCAGGCAGCAGGAUAUGGAGCGUUCGGUGACCAGCAUUCAGGGCGAUCUGACCAAACUGACCAAGAGCCACAGCACCACGUCCAACAGCGUAAAUAAGAUGAUGGAGAAGGUGCGCAAGGUGAGCGUCAACGUCAAGACUGUGCGGGCCACUCUGGAGAAGCAAGGAGGUCAGAUCAAGAAGCUGGAGAGCAAUGAGGCUGAGCUGCUCAAGAGACGCAACUUUAAAGUCAUGAUUUACCAGGAUGAAGUGAAGGUUCCCUCAAAACUCAGCGUCUCUAAAUCCAUGAAGGUUUCUGAGUCUGUGUCAGGAAGUAGAGGAGGCAGCCUGCUCGAGCUCAAAGAAGGUGUGGAAGACGAGGAGGGAGGAGAGGGAGAGAAGGCGGAUAAACCCCAUAUAGAUCUCUCGUCAGAUGAGGAGGGGGUGGAGAUCGAGGAGACCAUUGAGGAGUCCCGUGCUGAGCGCAUCAAGCGAAGUAGCCUGCAGCGUGUACAGACCCUAAAGACUGUCUUCUCAAAGGAGAAGAUGGAUAAGAACAGAGCAAAGACCAAAGAGAACCUGGAGAAGACCAAACAAAAAACCAAGGACAACCUGGAGAAGACAAAGCAGAAGACAAGAGAUAACCUGGAGAGGACCAAGCAAAAAACCAAGGAUACUUUAGAGAAGACCAAGCAGAAGACCAAGGAUAACCUGGAGAAGACACGUCACAACAUUGAGAAGAAGAUGGGAAAGCUUGGAACACGGAUGAGUGUCAACCCUGACCGCAAGCAGAAGAUCCAGACAUCCCGUGAAAAGGUGAAGAAGGCCUUCACACCAGACCAUGUUGUUUACGCCCGGUCGAAGACUGCUGUGUACAAGGUGCCCCCCUUCACCUUCCAUGUCAAGAAAGUCCGCGAGGGCGCCGAAGAGGUGAUCCAAGGCACUGAGAUGGUGGAGGUGUCUCAGGAUGCUGAUCCCUUCAGUGAAGUGGAUGGGGAGGUUGAGGAGGGCGCAGUGGAGGUUGAGAUGGAGAUGAUGAAUGGAGGAGGGGAUGAGGAAGAAGCUGAGGAGGAGGAGGAAGAAGAAGAAGAGGACAGCCAAGAUGCUCUGCAGGAGAAUGAAGACAAAGAUAGAGACAGCGACUAGAUAAAGAACUAGGAAUUUGCCAAAUUCCUUAUAUCAUCCCUGAGAUUCUUUUGUAAAAUCUGAAUGAAUUGUGGGGAUUAAGAAGAAAGCUAAAUAAUAAUUAUGGUUGAUUACAAUUUAGGUCUUAAUUUUGUAUAAUUUUGUCCGUUAUUCAUAUCAGUUAUGAUCACUUUGUACUCACAAGUAUAUGCUGAGAUCCGGGGAACACGUUUGAUGGGUGAGUCAGAAGAUCAGACAGAUGGUUGCCAAGACAAUAAUAACAGUAAUAAUUGUUCACAAUACAGGACACCAGUUUACAAGCACUACGUUAAGUAAAUAAGAUCAAAGUUGAACCGGCUGGUUGGUAACGUUCACCUUUCUUUUCUCUGAGAAAUAGGUUUGGCAAGCCGAGAGGUUUGUUUCCAUCCUGUCUGAUAGUCUGACACAUUGUACACUACCUGCUCAGCAGCAAACACAGUAAGAGACCAGCUGGUAAACAAUUCAGGCAGCUAAAGAACAGAAACUGAAGUUAAUGUUGGACUUGCAUUUGCCAGGUGGACACAAAAACACUCCAAAUGAAUGCUAAUGUUGCUUCAUGUCUGCUAGAUGUGUAAAUGCGCAACUGAUUGCUAACAUGCUAAUAUGUCAGUGUUGUGUUUACAGCUUGUUGUGCUGCCCUUACAUGGCUAAACAUUACCAAAGACCAAAGCCAGGGCCAGGUGGUAUACCAGCGUAGAAUAACGGUAUACAUCGCACAGAGUGGGACCCAGCAGGUUCAUUCCCAGAUCUCAGCAGUUCAUUUAACCAAGACAAUGUUAUUAUUACCAUUAGGAAUAAUGACCAAAACUACAAAAAUAAGACCCAAGUUGUAAAAACAAAAAACUAAAUCAUCAUUUAACCACUUUAUUUGACUACAGGUUUUGUGUUAAAAAAAAAUCAAAAAGAGCUUCAUUUUAAGGGCUUAAUGAAAAUAUUUCCCUAUUUGCAAAAGCACUUCAAGGGUCAAGAGUCCAUUGGUGUUUGGAUUGUGUAGAUGAUCGUGAAAUUUGAAAUAAGAAGAAGAAAAUAACUUUGUUGUUAGCUAGGAGGUCGGGCAAUCGCAGAACUGGCAUGAUCAAGAAAGGGGGACAGCGUCAUUCCCUUUGAAAGAAAGUGUCAUUUGUCAGAAGAUUUCUUUCCAGUUUCAUUUUUUCAAAUCAAAACCCCAACCACUCACAACUAGUGGGAUGAGCAUAUGGAAGGAAUAAUCUCCUGUCCACUGAAUUUCAGUAGUAUUAAGGAAAUGAUCUCAUGGACUGUUGAGUAGUAAAUGCCCAAUGUCCAAAUUAUUCAAAAACACGCUUUACAUAGUACAUAUUUCUGCUUUACAUCCUUAAAUGCCUUGUAUAUUACAUACCACACACACAUGAGUAUUCCUUCCACCCCUUUUGUUAUUCAGCUGUUUAAAUACUGACGUGUUAUCUUACUCUGCUUAAUUUACUCAUUAUUUAAUCAUUCUGUUGUUAUUUCUAGGUUUUGAUGAGUUCACAGUAAAAUAUUUGUAGAUGAUUUUUUAUGUGAUCACACUUUACACUUGGCUGAUGUCAACUCCUUAUCAUUACUGACAUAUGUACACAAUGUAGCCUAAUAGUUUUAUCACACCUUGUUGCAUGCAGUAUACUUAUGCAACAUUUUACUGCCAAAGAAUAACUAGCACAUACGAACACGAAGAUCUGCAAAACACAAGGCAGAGACAUCCAUAGGUCCUUUACAUUUCAUUCGCAGAUCGUAUUCACUUUAAAUAUUUUCUCAUGAGAAUGUUCUAAUAAAAAACGUGUUAUGCGCUAUUCUAAGAUGUGUUUCAUUAGGAUGAGGACCAAUACUCUCAGUAAGUCUCACAAGCCUUCGGUAGAACCAGCUUAGACUCUUAGUAACUCUGUGUACUCUUGGGACCUAUCCAUUCACAGGACUAAGUUUCAAAACAAGACUCUGCGGUCUGACACUGACCCCUAGUGUCCAAUCAUCUCACUAUAAUUUCCUCUGCUCUAUAUUAAAGGUGCAUUUCACCACAUCUCCAAGUAUUCUCUUGACAAAUGAUCAUUUCAUUCAGAUAUUUCCACACGUUUCCUCUAUUGUCCACAUCUACUUAUUUGCUAUUAGGUUUAUAAAUAUGUUUUAUAUCUUCACCACUACUGGUGUUAUUUUAUGAGUACCUUGCAAUCAUUAAUUAAUACAUUUUUUGGCAUAUUCAUGAUACAUUUCCAUCCACCUAUACACUAAUCCUGGUUAGGUUAGCGGGGGCUAAGUAUGCCCGAAUAGAACUUUUUUUUGUCCGAAGGGGUUUACGCCCUGGACAGGUCAGCAGUCUAUCAAAGGGCUAACGCAGAGUCAGACACCAGAUGAAUUUGUGAAUCCAAAGUAAGAGAAAAAUAGUUGUAUAUAACUGUUGCCAAAGUUUAACACAUUUCCACAGUAUUUGUACUGUCAACGUUUAGUUUCUAGCUCAGACACAUCACAGCUUUAUUAGUGUUUUCCUUUUUUGUAUAUAAUGUGAAUCACUGCCAAUGCAGAUUCUAAUGCAUUUUGAUUUUAUUUACAAGAGAGCUUCUUUCCUUCUGCUGCCUGCACUUCUUCUACAUUUAGUACAGCUUCUUGGGCCAAAUCAUGUUGAUGGUUGCACAGGUUUCACAGUGCAACAAAUGACAUUGACACUCUUACAUGUAGGCAAAGAUAAACAUCUCAGUUUUUUGAUACAACUGUGGUAGAGAAUUCUUUCAGUGGUUGCCCUUCAAAGUGAAUUAACACUGCCAGAGCAGUAACACCAAGCAGUUGUGCUGAGGCGUGUCAAUGGAACAUCAAAUGUAGUUCACACUUAACUCCUUGCUUUUGUUUUGUUGGUAACUGAUUCCUGUAUAAUGUUGCAUUGCUUAACCACUAAUGAUUUCAUUAAUAAAAGCUGUUUGGUUCACA